Messenger RNA from Mauremys reevesii (Reeves's turtle), 1641 nucleotides. It is a transcript of the gene GLT8D2, whose product is annotated as glycosyltransferase 8 domain containing 2. The record is from RefSeq and is a predicted model, not a curated record. Gene Ontology annotation, molecular function: glycosyltransferase activity. Gene Ontology annotation, cellular component: Golgi apparatus. NCBI's taxonomy places the organism in Eukaryota, Metazoa, Chordata, Testudines, Geoemydidae. The transcript is spliced from 10 exons. Bases 274 to 1326 code for a protein of 350 amino acids.
GCAGAAAAAGGAAAGAAAAACCAGCACCGCUCCAAAGUACACUCGAAGGAUUUGAAAAAGGAUUCCCAAUUUAAAAGCAUUACUGUGGCCCUUUAAGGCUCAUGAACCUAGGAUUUCCAAGGGGAGUCAUGGGCAAGGCAGUUUUGGCAUGAAUGCUUUGCAGUUUUGGGUGAGCUAGGAACCGAGUGUUGUCGCCCUGCAAUUCUUCUGGAGAAAGAAGCCGUGAGUGCUGUGCUGGGUUUGAAAGAUCACAGUUCUUAACCAAAGGAACAUAUGGCUCUGUUAAGGAAAAUUAAUCAGAUCUUAUUAUUCCUACUUGUUUUGACCAUCUGUGUCAUUCUGUAUAAUAAAGUUCACAAGGUGCCAUCUACAUUAAAUAAUGAAACAAUUGAUUUGGAGAGUCCUGAGGAAAUGGAAGAAGAAAUUCCAGUGGUGAUAUGUGCUGCUGCGGGUAGAAUGGGUGCAGCUGUAGCAGCAAUUAGUAGCAUCUACAGCAACACCGAUGCUAAUGUUUUGUUCUACAUAGUUGGCCUAAAGAACACAAUUCCACAUAUCAGAAAAUGGAUUGAAAAUUCCAAACUGAAAGAAAUAAAGUAUAAAACGGUGGAGUUCAACCCUAUGAUACUAAAAGGAAAAAUAAGACUAGAUGCAUCACGCCCUGAGUUACUCCAGCCUCUGAACUUCGUUCGAUAUUAUCUCCCCCUGCUUAUCCACAAAUAUGAGAAAGUCAUAUAUUUGGAUGAUGAUGUGAUUGUGCAAGGUGACAUCCAGGAACUGUACAACACAAAGCUAGCUCCAGGCCAUGCUGCAGCUUUUUCAGACGACUGUGAUUUGCCAUCUACUCAUGAAAUGGUGAGAAGUGUAGGAAUGCAGAACACAUACAUGGGCUAUCUGGACUACCGGAAGCAAACAAUUAGAGAUCUUGGCAUCAGCCCCAGCACCUGCUCCUUUAAUCCUGGUGUAAUUGUGGCUAAUAUGACAGAAUGGAAGCACCAGCGGAUUACAAAGCAAUUAGAAAAAUGGAUGCAAAGAAAUGUAGAAGAAAACCUCUACAGCAGCACCCUUGGGGGAGGUGUGGCCACCUCUCCAAUGCUCAUUGUAUUCCAUGGAAAAUAUUCUACUAUUAAUCCCUUGUGGCAUGUCCGACAUCUUGGGUGGAGUCCUGAUGCCAGGUAUUCAGAGCAUUUUCUUCAAGAAGCUAAAUUACUUCAUUGGAAUGGAAGGUAUAAACCUUGGGAUUACCCUAGUGUUCAUAAUGACCUAUGGGAAAACUGGUUUAUCCCUGACCCAUCAGGGAAGUUCAAAAUGAUUCGUCCCAAUAGCUGAUACGGAAAGACAUCUAAAAUGUUUAUGCUUUUAAAAAUAAAUCAGUUUCCAGCAAGAUUGUAAUGGAUUAUUCUAUAUCAUAUUUUGCAACACAGUUAAUCUUCUGUGUAAUAUAUGGUAACUAUUGUGUAAAACUGUAUGUGUAACUGAUUUUACAAAAGUAACCCUAAGUAUUUAAGCUUUACCCUAAAAAUAAACUUGUGCUGGUAUAGGGGGGUAAUACAUACAAACUUCAGAUUAGCUUGAGUUUCUAGUAAUACUGUGAGAUAUUAGUUUACUUGAUUAAAAACAUUUUAAGAUGUUUACAAAGAUGAA